Molecule: messenger RNA, 5205 nt
Organism: Eriocheir sinensis (Chinese mitten crab)
Lineage: Eukaryota; Metazoa; Arthropoda; Malacostraca; Decapoda; Varunidae
Product: kielin/chordin-like protein
Exons: 30
Coding region: 99-4685 (1528 amino acids)
Cellular component (GO): plasma membrane; cell surface
Molecular function (GO): serine-type endopeptidase inhibitor activity; protein binding
Source: RefSeq, a predicted model, not a curated record
AGCGAGUAGCGAACCAAGCAGCUUCACUUGUCCCGACGCGGCAAGUGUGUGAGGAUCGAGGCUGCCGGAGACGCUAGUGGCCCCCUGCACGCACUGAGAUGAAGACCCACGCGCUGCUGCUCCUGUUGGCGGCGGUGUUGGUGGCGGUGGCGAGUGCGACGUCCCCGCCGCGUAUCCCGUUACCUGGUGGGCCCGCGGAGCCUGACUGUACCGGCAACUCCGCGGCGGACCGCUGGAGGAAGGACUGCAACUGGUGCUCGUGUCGGAACGGCCGCGGCUCCUGCACGCGGCGGCUGUGUCCACAGGGUGUGAAGGAUGACGAGCCGCCGUGUGAGGGCAACCCAACCUGGAAGGACGACUGCAACUCCUGCUCCUGCGUGGACGGCCGGGCCAUCUGCACCUCCGAGUACUGCGGUGGUGAACCAGGCCCAGUGGUGGUCGAAAGCAAACGCUCCCUGGCGUGUGAGGAAGGCUCCCGCUGGCGUGUGGAGUGCAACUGGUGUACCUGUGAGCAUGGCCGGGGCGUGUGCACUGAGGCGGCCUGCAUUGACUGGAAUGAGGCCAAGGCGAUUGAGGAUGGGGUGGUAGAGUGCCAUGGAGACGCUCGCUGGAAGAAGGACUGUAACUGGUGCACCUGUGUCAAUGGCCGAGGGAUCUGCACCACUCUCGCCUGCCUGCCGUCGGAGCGCAACCCUUACCACAACCUGCCGGUGGGUGCAACAUGCGUCCCUGGCUCUCGCUGGCUCCAGGAGUGUAACUGGUGCGUCUGUAACGACAAUGGCAAUGCUAUAUGCUCCCUGAGGGCUUGCCAACCUGACUUGAGGCACGAUGGCCCAACGUGUGAAGGUGACUCAAGCUGGCGCCAGGACUGCAACAACUGCCGCUGCGUCAACGGCACCAGCGCCUGCUCCAAGAGGCUGUGUCCAACACAACAGGCACAGGGCACCACCGGCACCACCCAGCAGGCCACCCCACAAGCAGCCCUGCAGCCAACCCAGGAGCUUCAGUGCCAGGGUGAAGGGGAGAGGAACCGCUGGAGGAAGGACUGCAACUGGUGCCGCUGUCAUAAUGGUGACGCGGCGUGCACCAAGCGGUUGUGUCCCGAGGGCCAGGAGGAGGGGGAGCCAAUCUGCGAGGGCAAUGUGUCCUGGAAAGACGGCUGCAACAUGUGUCGCUGCGUCAAUAGCAAAGCGAUAUGCACCUCGGCCUUCUGUGGUCCUCUUCCCGUCCGGCCCGCCACGCGCAUGGUUGAGGUGACCAGGGACCCGCGCCCAGAGUGUGAGGGUGAGGGUGAGGGCGACCGCUGGAGGCAGGACUGUAACUGGUGCCGCUGUCGUAACGGUGUGGGGGCGUGCACCCGGCGGCUGUGCAGGACGGCCGGCCAGGACAAUGAGCCAGAGUGUGAGGGCAACGUGUCUUGGAAGAAGGACUGCAACCGCUGCCACUGUGCCAACGGCCGGGCCAUCUGCACCACGGCCUUCUGCGGCCCAAUCCCUGCCCGUCCUGCCCCACGCAGGGAGCCGCGCCCAGACUGCGAGGGUGAGGAGGAGGGCGACCGCUGGAGGGAGGACUGUAACUGGUGCCGCUGUCGUAACGGUGUGGGGGCGUGCACCAGGCGGCUGUGUAGGCCUGGCGAGAAGGACGAGGGGCCGGAGUGUGAGGGCAACGUGUCUUGGAAGAAGGACUGCAACCGCUGCCACUGUGCCAACGGCCGGGCCAUCUGCACCACGGCCUUCUGCGGCCCCCUCCCUGCCCGUCCCACCCCACGCAGGGAGCCGCGCCCAGACUGCGAGGGUGAGGAGGAGGGCGACCGCUGGAGGGAGGACUGUAACUGGUGCCGCUGUCGUAACGGUGUGGGGGCGUGCACCAGGCGGCUGUGUAGGCCUGGCGAGAAGGACAAUGAGCCAGAGUGUGAGGGCAACGUGUCUUGGAAGAAGGACUGCAACCGCUGCCACUGUGUCAACGGCCGGGCCAUCUGCACCACGGCCUUCUGCGGUGACCUUCCUACCCCUGAGGUCACGGUCACCAAAACGCCAACACCACAGUGCGAGGGUGAGACGGGAGUGGACCGCUGGAUUCAAGGGUGUAACUGGUGCACGUGUCGCAACGGCUCCUCGUCGUGCACCAGGAGAGGCUGCCGGGAAGGUGAAGUGAGUCAGCCCCUCUGUGAAGGCAGCCCUUCGUGGAGGAAGGACUGUAACCAGUGCCACUGUGCCAACGGCCGGGCCGUCUGCACCACCAAGCACUGCGGCGGCCCCCUCGGCCCAGAGACAUCCGUGUCGGUGGAGGUGAGCCGCGCCAGGAAGGAGCCAGUGUGUGAGGAUGGCUCCCGCUGGCGUGUGGCCUGCAACUGGUGCUCCUGCCACAACGGCAUGGCGGGCUGUACCGAGAAGGGUUGUCUCAACCCCCAUGCGCUGGAUGGAACGCCGGAGUGUGAGGGCAACGCCACCUGGAAGAGGGACUGUAACUGGUGCACCUGUGGUGACGGCAAGGCCGUGUGCACCAGGAUGGCCUGCCUCAAGGAGACCAAGGAGGUCUGCGUCGAGGGCAGUUCCUGGCGGGAGGACUGCAACAUGUGCCGCUGCUCCCAGGGCUUCGUCAUGUGCACCAAGAAGUUCUGCAUCAAGCCAGAGUUGCCGGAGCUGUGCAGUCUGCCUCCAGUGACGGGCAACAUACAGUGCACAGCCUUCUUCAUAAAAUGGACCUUUGCUAAGAACGAGGGGGCGUGCACGCAGAUCACAUACGGCGGCUGUUCUGGCACAGCGAACCUCUUUGACAGCAAGGAAGAGUGUGAGGAAGCCUGCCCUGCACCAGCCCACACCAGCCCACAGAGCAGACGCAUCACACUAGUGGCCCAGGCUGCUUCCUCAGGUGGUGAGCGCUGCACGUUGCCUCAGGUUCAGGGGCCGUGCUUUGGGGCCUUCCAACGCUAUGCUUACAAUGCCGUCACUGGGACCUGUGAGCAGUUCUUGUUCGGGGGCUGCGCCGGCAAUGCCAACAACUUUGUGACCGAGGAGGAGUGCAUCGAGGCCUGCCAGGGAACGCAAGGGAGCGCCUGUGACAAGUCCAAGUGCCCGUGGAACCUCUGGGAGCACUACCUGGCCAAGGAGUGUGUGCCGCAGUACGCCGGGGACGCCUGUUGCCCCACCUCCUUCCAGUGCCCGAGUGCCAGCGAGCGUGGGAAGGACCCGACCAAGUGUUACUACAAGGGCACGGAAUACAACGAAGGGGAGAACGUGCCUGUGGAGGACCCCUGCUCUGCCGGGUGCUAUUGUAGAGCGCCCACCACACCAGACAGCCUGGCCGAGAUCAUCUGUGCCAACGUCGAGUGCCCCGAACUCUUCCGCCCACCAACGCCCGGCUGCCGCCCUCUCUACCGUGCCGACCAGUGCUGCCCCUACGACCAUGAGUGUGUUGAGCCCAACUCGCCGCCGCUGGAGACCCGCGCUGCCACCUGUGACUGGCAGAACAAGACGUACCAGGAGGGCAGCAAGAUGUACUUCAAGGACGACUCCUGCCAGUCCUGCAUCUGUGGACCAUGCUUCACCGACCCAUACGGACCAGGCUGUCGCAAGAUUGACUGUGGAUUUGGCUUCAGGUACACCGCCAGGUUCCACCAAGGCUGUGUUCCCAUCCACUAUGAAGGGAGCAAGUGCUGUCCCAUUGGCUGGAUGUGCCCUGAUGACUCCCUCAUUGAGCCUCCCCAGCAGCAGCAGCAGCAGCCACCAGUUGUUGAUGAAUCAGCCGUGUGUCGUCUGGGUGAUCGGACGUUUGCCGUGGGUGAGUCGCUGGGCCUGACGGACUGUAAGAUCGACUGCCGCUGCCUGACGCCGCCCGAGCUGACCUGCAUCCAGUACAGGACGUGUGAGGCCAAGCAGGAGGCAGCGCCCAAGAAAGAGUGCCCCGCCGUGCAGUGCGACGCUGGGUGCCGCCUGGUGGUGGACGGCCCCGCGGGGUGCCCCACCUGCUCCUGCUCCCCCGACACCUUCACCUGCCCUGCCCAGACCUGCCCCAGCACCUGCAGCCCCGACGUGGACCUUGAGACGGGCUGCCCCACGUGUAGGUGCCAGUGCCCCGCGGAGGUCCCCUGCCCUGCGGAUUGCCCUGUUCACACCGUGCUGGACGAGGCCACCGGCUGCCCCCGCUGUGAGUGCCAUUUCGCCGCGCCCCAGACCCGUGGCCCCUGCCCCGAGCACCCUGGCGGGCGGGUGCCGUGCCCCAUGGACUGUGCUGUCAUCACCAGGGUGGAUGAGAAUGGCUGCGAGGUGUGUGAGUGCGACCCAAACCAAACCGGAAAUCCCUUCGGUCCUCCAUCCCCCCCGAGGGACCCCAGCCUCUGCCGGACAAUGCCAGAUGGACGAGCGCCGUGCCCCAUGGACUGCUCCAUCAUCAGGGUCACCGACGAGAAUGGCUGUGAGGUGUGCAAAUGUGACCCCAACAACCCAGGUCACCCCUUUGGCCCCUUCCGCCCUCGACCACCCCCGCCUGCACCGAGGGACCCCAGCCUCUGCCAGACAAUGCCAGAUGGGCGAGCGCCGUGCCCCAUGGACUGCGCCAUCAUCAGGGUCACCGACGAGAAUGGCUGCGAGGUGUGCAAGUGUGACCCCAACAAUCCAGGUCACCCCUUCGGCCCCUAUGGCCCACCACCACCACCACCCUCUCAGGAGCGUGUGCGCAGGGAUUAAGCCGCUGCUGGCCAGGCGCCUUGCCCCCAGGACUGCGCCAUCAUCAGGAUCACUGACGAGAAUGGCUGUGAGGUGUGCAAGUGUGACCCCAACAACCCAGGUCACCCCUUCGGCCCCUAUGGCCCACCACCACCACCACCCUCUCAGUAUCAGUAGCGUGUGCACGGGGCUUGUUUCGGUGCUGGCCAGGCGCCUUGCCCCCAGGACUGUGCCGUGGUAAGAAUCACUGAUGAAAGGGGCUGUGAGACAUGCAAGUGUUUUCAUUUUUUCGAUUCUAGGGGACCCGCAUAGGGCCUCUCUCCGGUUACAUGAUAUGCGGGGGAUUCAAGGGGCCAGGACAGGAUUAGGAUAAGGGUAGGAUGAGGGAAGGUAUUGGGCCAUGGUGAAGGGCCAGGAUUAGGGAGAUAAUGAUUGAUGAUCCUAUUCCUAAAUGUGUCAAGAGUGGGACUAUUAGCUACAUGAGAUGGGAGAUGAUUCCACUCUUGGAUGCUGCAGGGAAAGAAUAAAUAUUUGAAUAGCA